ACCAGACUGACAGAAGAACCUUCCGUUGGACCGAAAAGAGACAGUCUAGAUGAAAAAGACUGAUAAAGAGAGGUAGAUCUGAGGCUAGAGACAAGUAAAAGACAGGUACCUGGUCCCAACACAGGACAUGAGAUUGUGGAUCAGCAUCAGGACUAAAGAAAAAAACUCAUGAGAGGAGCGAAGAGUGGAUAUUCUCCUUCUUGACAGGACAGACCAACACCAACAGCUAAAGAAGAACCAAUGAGACCAGCCUCCAUCACACAUGCCCUUCCUCCCUUGCCAACCUGUCUUCCACCAUCCUCUACCUGUCUGCUCAGUGUCAUCCUGUGGAUCUGCUAGCAGACGGACAUUACUGGCAUCAUGCCGGCUGCGUUGAAGUCAUCUCUGGAUGGGAGCAUGACAGAUUCAGGGGAGCUGGAGCAGGCGGCACCUCCCUGUCUUGGAAAAGUGCCCCGCGACCUUCUCCAAAACUUUCCUCACACUAAGCGUGUGGGCAGCUACCUGGUGGGCAAAAUGAUCAACAAGGGCUCGUUCGCCAAAGUCAUGCUGGGCAUGCACAUCAGUACAGGAGAGAAGGUGGCGAUCAAGGUGAUAGAUAAGAAGAAGGCUCGUCAGGAUACAUACGUUUUAAAAAACAUGAAGCGUGAACCCCGGAUUCACCAGCUGAUCCGUCACCCCAACAUUGUCUUGCUGCUGGAGACGUUGGAGACGGAGAACUGCUACUACAUGGCCAUGGAGCUGUGCGGAGGAGGAGACCUCAUGGACCGAAUCUGUGAACGCAAACGGCUGGAGGAGAGAGAGGUCCGCAGGUACACCCGCCAGAUACUGUCUGCCGUGGAACACCUGCACCGACACGGGAUAGUUCACAGGGACUUGAAGAUUGAAAACUUUCUACUGGAUGAGCACAACAACAUUAAGAUAGUUGACUUUGGUCUGAGUAACACUCUGAAGGCAGAUUCUCUCUUUCUGGAGCUGCUGAACACUCAGUGUGGCAGCCCUGCUUACGCUGCUCCUGAACUGCUGGCCCACAGGAAGUACGGCCCUAAAGUGGAUGUGUGGUCUGUGGGUGUGAGUAUGUUUGCCAUGUUGACUGGCACUUUACCGUUUACGGUGGAGCCCUUUAACAUCAAGCAGCUUCACCAGAAAAUGGUGAAUGCAGAAAUCAGUGCGAUACCGUCGGACAUCAGCAAAGCGGCUGUACAGUUUGUUUUGUCUCUGCUGGAGCCAGAACCAGCAAAAAGGCCAACAGUAAAAGCAGCAAUGGAGGAUAAAUGGUUGAAUGAGGGUUAUGCCAAGAGACCCCUCCAUACUGUAACUCAUAAAAACAGGCUGCGUCCUGAGGAUCUUAAUUCAGCUGUGCUAAACUACAUGACUGAAUCUCUAGGCUACGGUCUUUCUGAUAUCAUCCACACUGUCAUCAGUAACAAGCCGUCUGCCAUCUUAGCUUGCUACCAUCUACUGCUGAAAAAACUCAACAGGCAUCAGAAAGUUGUGAAGACCAUGAAGAGAGAAGAGAACAGCGAAUGGAAUCUUCUGAAUAAGGGCCUGUCGAGAGGGAGAAGCAAUGCAAGUGCAAAAAGUCAGCAGCAGUCUCCUCAGAGUGACACAGCCAAUGAGAGGAGCUCAAGACAGGCCAGUAAGAGCCAGAGGAGCCAAUCACAGGACAGAGAUGCCCAGAGUGGCAUGAAAAGGCCUGCGGAAACUAUUAGACCAAAGCAGCCAAGCCUAGUGGACAGAGCAGAUUCCCAAACCUCAGUCCCUUUGGAUACAACUAAUGAGAUUGCCAUACUUGUGGAGACACACGAUGGACUGAUUCCUAAGGUCUCAACGUUUGGUGAAAAGGAGAUGCUUCGUGUCUCACCACCUAAGUGUUCCUGCAGAGAGGAGAGCGGCACCAAACUCUGUGACUCUGCCCCUUGUGAUGCCACUGUAACCAUAGACACCUCUAGAGACUCCCAGACAAUGAAAACAUCAAUCAAACCACAUGAUCUGAGACCGGCUUACUCUGACAAAUAUCAGGCGCUGGACUGCGAAUAUCAGCAUGAUGACAAGUUAGAGAAGUUGCAGACGUUCUACUCAGAGAAAGGGGCUUCUCCCAGAACGGGACAGCGCUUUAAGGAUCUGUUACUGGCCAUUGAGGAGAAAACCUACAAUGCUCGCCACCUCAGCGCCAUGGAAACCACAACACAAACCUCCCCUUUACCCCGACUACGUCACACUGGAACGCUGAAAGAAUCCGCACCUAGAAAAGUCACUUGGGUAGGGCUUACGCGCCACACAACGGCUGGCACCGGCUCCUCACCUUUCUUGGUAAAUGGGUCCAAACCGCCACUGUUUCCAUCUCAAAGACAACAAGCUCUCGUCAUUAAAAACCUGAGACAUGCAAAGGAGAAGAGGAACAUGGGAACGGGAGGGGUAGGAGGGACAAGCCUCCCCAGUAAUACAGCGAAAAGAAACUCAAUUCAGUUGCGAACGGCUAUACAGCGAAGAGUAACAGACCUCAACCUUCCAAUGCUUCCGUCUGCUUUACAAAACAAAUCUGACAAAAAGACAGAAAUACUCCGAAUGGAUUUUGGGUGACAUUUGAGGCCUUCCUAAUAGGAGUAUUCUGGGUUCAAUACAAGUUAAGCUUGGUCGACAGCAUUUGUGACAAUGUUGAUUACCACAAAAUGAAUAAUGUUCAUUUUCUUUAAGGCAAGACAGGCAAACCAUUGUUUUUUCAUGCACUGGUCAGUUUUCAUAACUUGUCUUAUUUCACACUAGUGGAAAGAAAACACCUAAAAUAUACAUUUACUGGACUUACACUUCUAUCUAUUUGCGUCUGUACAGUACGUCUUUAAAGGCUGUUUUCUCAAAAUUUUAUCUGAUGCACUAAGACAGAAAUCUCCACAUCAGUAGCACUUACAUGCACCAAUCUUUCCAAAUUUAUAUCUAUAAUCUGAAGGUUUUUACAGAGGAGUUUGUUCAUAUUUAUAUAACAUUUUAUAUCUAAAAACAGGGUGAAAAUAUAUUUUUUAAUUUAUGGAGUGACAAAAAAGAUAUCCGAAAUCCCCUCUGUAAAAACCUGUAACUCUAGUAUAUCAACAAAAUGAAACGAGAAUGUUGAAUCUGGCUUUAUCCAAUGUUAAGAUUUCUGUUUUGGAAAUGUAUGCAAAUCAAUGCAUACUUAAUUAGAUAAUUAGAUAACGCCUUUGCACAUUUAAACAUAGCAUUUCAGAAAACUUGUAAUACAAAGCAGUUGUUUUUAAAAUACUGUGAUUAAUCGAUCAGAAGUAUGAUGAUUUCUAUUCGUUUUUUGUUCUAUUAAUUUUUACCCAUUUCAUUGCAAGUGCCUCUCUCUAUUUGUUGUGGUAACAUUAUGCCACCAUUGCCGACAUUAUGCUAUCCGCUCUGUAAAGCAGAAUAAGAUGUCAUCUUAUUAUAAUCAACAUCUCUUCUUCCCAUUACCUCCCCUCUUGCCCUCCAUACUCUCUUUCUCUACCCUAAUCCCUCGGUCCCAGGACAAUUCGACUACUCUUAAUUGUCUGGUUGGGAUUUGACUGAUGCCCAUUGUAGGUUUUAAGCUCCUAUCAUGUUUCUCGCUUUAUGAAUGAAUGAAUCUCAAUGACAUCACUCAACUAUGCCAGUCGGUGCCAAAGGAUGAGGAUCCGUAAGCCAGCUUAUGAGGAAAAUGGCUAAUAUAAUUGAAGUAUUUAACUGGGCACUUAGAAUUCAAUGAAGUACAAAACUAUUGUUCAGGAAUGUGGAAAUGUAAUUUUGGUACAUCUUUUUUUUUUACUUGUAACUUGUGUUACAAAUAAAUUGACAGGAUACACAA
Molecule: messenger RNA, 3817 nt
Organism: Ctenopharyngodon idella (grass carp)
Lineage: Eukaryota; Metazoa; Chordata; Actinopteri; Cypriniformes; Xenocyprididae
Product: hormonally up-regulated neu tumor-associated kinase homolog
Exons: 10
Coding region: 361-2580 (739 amino acids)
Biological process (GO): protein phosphorylation; intracellular signal transduction
Cellular component (GO): cytoplasm
Molecular function (GO): protein serine/threonine kinase activity; ATP binding
Source: RefSeq, a predicted model, not a curated record